Molecule: messenger RNA, 4924 nt
Organism: Rhipicephalus microplus (southern cattle tick)
Lineage: Eukaryota; Metazoa; Arthropoda; Arachnida; Ixodida; Ixodidae
Source: RefSeq, a predicted model, not a curated record
GCAACAGCGGCGCUUGUCACUUCUUCUUCGAAACAUUCGAAGAUGUAGUGCAGCGCUCAGCGUUUGCUCGGACGUCGUUCUUGCUGUCGUCGUCGCCCUAAACAGAGUGCGGAGGCCUCAAAGUUUCGGAAUUUCACGCUGCGCUAAGCCCACAAUGUGGUGAUCAAGAACCGCUCACCAUGACCAACAUCGAGAAUCAGUGCCUUGUUUACUUCACCAAUGCCAUCCAAGGGGAAAAACAGACGGAACUGUCUCCUGUCAGUAUUGCCAAUCUGGGAAGCUAUUUGUCAAGUGCCCAGGUGAAUAUACGGAGGCACAUCAAGAGUGUCUACGGUGGUGACUUGGUUGAAUUCUUCAAGUGUUUUCCAGAAAUGUUUCAACUUGGAGGAACUACACAUGUCUACCUGACCUCGGACAUCAUGAAGAAGUAUGGAGUUGACGAGCUUGAAAAGAUGGCCGUUGAUUUCCUCAAAAACAAGCUGAAGGACAUGAAUGCUUACCAUUUCUCUCCUGUGCCCUUGAGGGCUCUUCGGAAAUGCCUUGGGGAAGCACCACUUGGUGUUCAAGCAUUGAUGGCCAGAAACUAUCCGGCAAAGGACAUGAAGCGCCUGUUGCAGGCCUACUCCGACAUAUUUGGUGUUUCACACUCUGGCAACGUGUACCUUUUAGGGGAGGCACGGAGAGCUUUGGAUGAUGGCGAUUUCCGAAAUCGCUGGUUAUCUGAUACCAGCUGCCUGGAUGUCGAGAUAUCGCGGGACGAAGCUGAUGCUGUGCGCUUCUUUCGCCAUGUUCUCAACAGUCCUGGAAUUGAGCUUGCGAGUUGCAGUGUGGACUCUCUGUUUGCACAAGUUUGUGAGGCUCCUGAUAAUGUUCAGCAUUUUAUUAAAAGUAAUUACACAGAGGUUAACUUUCUGGACUUCUUCAGGGCGCACAAGGCGGAGUUUUCAGUAGCCACUGGCAGCACUCCGCCGGAGAGGCUUGAUAGAAACGAUGAUGAAGGGUCCGAAGAAGAGGAGUUUCCUCCAUUGCAAACUCAAGAAAGUGCUUACCCGGAGAAGUCUUCAGGCAAUGCCUGGGAGACUUCGCGUGACAACGGCAGUCCCACCGAUCCAGAGGCAGCUGCGAUCAAGUACUUCGAGGACGUCAUAAGAACGCAAGACAAUGAGUUGAUGCAUGUUUACAAGCUGCGGGAGCUCCUAGCUGAGGCACCUCUGAUCGUAUUUUCAUACUUCAGUGAUGAGUACCCUUACGGUAAAUUUGAUACAUUUUUCUUGGAUCACCCUGACCACUUUACCCUUGAGAGCAAGGGGGUAGUUAUGCUUGCUUCAACAGCCAAGGGACGAGCAUCCAAUGCAGAGAGUAUGAACUGGUCCAGCCUAGUUCCAGCCAGUAGCACCUCAGAAGGAAGGGUCUCUGGCUGUGAGGACAAUGCAGGCACGUUGCAUGCAAAGAAUGUGCAAAUCGAAAAGCUGCUUGAGAAAUAUUUUGCUGAUCUCUUCCACUUGGCUUACAGCUAUGGUGUGCGUGUAGUAAAACCAGAAACUGCUCUGGAGAUUUCGUCAUGUCUCAAUCGCAGACUUACUGGCUACCUGGCUGACAACUAUGGCAAAAACGUGGUGGAAUUCUUUCAGCAUCACCAGAGCCGUUUCAGGGUGAGCAAAAACGGCAACAUAUGUCUUGCUGUUGAAAAGGACUUGAGCACGGACACAACAACAGCGAAAAAGCAACCAAGUGUAUUGGCUGUUGAGUUUUAUGUUGCUUUGAUACAGCUUUUGGAGGCCCAUCAAGUCAAGGCCAUCUCUCCAGAAGUUCUUUGGAGCUUUCUUCCCCUGACUCCACCGAAAGUGCAAGGCUGCUUAUGCAAAGUCUACACAAAAGAUAACUUCAAGUCAUUUUUUCUCAAGGCUCCAACCAUGUUUGCAAUGUCCAAGAACAAGAAUAUCUACCUUGCUUCUGGCAGUGUGUGUUCAAAAUGGGAUUCCAGUGAUGUGGAUGAAUACGACUUUGAGGGUGCCUCUGAAAAUACACAUGAAGCUUCUGCACUAGAGCAUUUUGUUGAUCUUAUCAAAUCUCUCCGUGUGAACACCUAUCCUGUGCCCAUAGGUAUGCUGCAAGAGCACCUUCACAAGGCCUCAUCAUUUGUGAAGGAAUAUUUCGAAGAUGUAUACCCACAAGAGAAGUUCAUCAACUUUUUCUUAAAGUAUGAUGGCUUUUUUUAUGUGCUACGGCCAAUUAAUGUCGUAUGGCUUACAAAAAUUGAUGGAGGAAAUGCUUCUGAUCUUGACAAUGAAGUGUGCCCUCUUGACACCAUGCCCAUCUCAUUCAGGUUGGUGGUUGGUGUCGUUGCAGCUGCAUUACUGGUGAAAAGUCCCAAGCCAUUCUCAACAAUCCUUGGGCAUCUGAACAUAGUCAAAGACCAGUACAGCCAAGAACUUAACAAACAGCCAGGAAAGAGCAAAACUGAAAAGCUUUGCUCGUUAGUUAGCAAUUGCUUUGACAUGUUUAAGAUUGUUAAGGACAAUACCAUUUUGUCGUGGCCUCUCAAAUAUGCCAGCUCUCUGCUUUCUGCUCUGGAAGAUGCAUUGGCUGAAGUUUGUGUGAAGCUAGCGGGUGAAGAUAUUGUGGAAGUGUGCAACUUUCAUGGCACAUUACGGCGUAACACUGAAAGGCUGUUCCAGUGUCUCGUUCCUGAUAUCAAAGCAUUGCUGGAGUUCUUUCACCACAGGGAGGAAUUCUUUGUUCUAGAUAAGACACACUUUAUUGUUGUUCCCAAGUUGUUGGAGCCUGAGUAUACUGAAGAAAUUUCACAGAUGUUGGUGAAAGAGUUGCUGAAGUGUGCAGACAAAAAGGCACCACUUUUGUCUGUCCUUGAAAACUUAAAAGAUGAAGGAUUCGAUCAUCAUUUCAGUAGCAGCACUGUUCUCAAGGCCAUUCUUAUGCGCAAGGACAGGUUUAAAAUUUGUGAUAAUAUUUUGCUGCUCAUUGAAGAGCAGAAGAAAAGCUUUGGGAAGUGCAGUUCUGGUGACCAUGGUGACAUGGGUUCUGGAGACACUGGGAAAGCUAUGAAGCCAAAGAAGACAAACUGUACACCAGUCACUGGCAUGGGCUGGAUAAUUAGCUUAGAUGAAGUAAGUGGACUGCUCGCCGCUACCUUUGGUAGCUCUGAUGAUUAUGCUGAAGUUUCAUUCAAGAGAGAUGCUCUCAGUGCCACAUCGACCAAUUACAAUGAACUGAUAGUUGGUCAGGAAGUGGAAUUCAUUGCCGUCAAAGACGAUGGUGAAUCUGAGUGGGUAAUCGUAGAAUUGAAAAGUGCUGGCAGUACACCUAGUGGUGAAGAGGAGAAGGGACGCAGUAAGGAGGGUGAACGAGCUCACCCUAGCAGUGGUGGGAAGCUUCACAUGGACUUGUCUGACUGCUGCGAUGCCUCAGACUCCGAACUGGUGAAGGUGGCAGCUCCACCAUCUAGUGACCGCAAUACAGAAAAGGCGAAAUCUCCCAAAUUCAAAGAUGUGACUUCUAAAGAAAUAGUUCAAAAUGAAGAUGCAUUAAUCCAGGAAAGUGCUUUGCAGGACAGUGCUGACGUUACCAUUGUUGACAAUGGUUAUGAUGCGUUCGAAUGGGACACUCCAUAUGAUCGGAGAACAAUGGACUUGACCCUUAUCCCAAAGACAGAAGCAUCUGAGCUGUGUGAAAAAACUAUGAAGUGUGCCAAAUCUGAGGAGAAGAAUCCACAAAAUCUGCGUGGGCUGGAACUGGAAUUUGGGAUAUUGAACCACUUCCAGCAGCUUCAAAAGAGCCUGCAGCAAGUGCCUAGGCCCCCACCAGCCAAUGAAAACACAAAACUGAAAGAGAAAAAAGCGGAAGAUUUCAACACCCAUAAGGUUCCAGAAAAGAAUGUGACGAGUGCAACAUCUACAUUGCCGCCUGCCUCGGUGAAAUCCACAUUCCCUUUCACUGGCCCGUUCACAGAUUCCAGUAUGCAUGAAGACCCUAAGAGUGGUAGCAGGUUCUAUCGCGAGGCAUGCACAGUGAAAACAGCCUAUAGUGAUGAAAGCAGCAGUAGCAGCAGCCAAGUAGCUUCAAGCGACAUAGAUCCAGAGCUGUCUGCUGAUGACAGCUCUGGAUCUGAGCUGUCUGAGUCUGAGCUGGAGACAGACUACGAAACCUCCCCGAGUAGCUCGCCAAGAACGCAGUCUGUGAAGUCUGAAGGUUACCACCUUGCAGCAGGUGAUAAUGUGCUUGUGUCACAUGGUGGCACUGAUGGAUCUCGCUUGGAGUGGUGCUUUGAUGAAGCCCUGCCUUUUCCCAAUGCCACGUGCAACAAGCCCGAUGUGGUGUACUCGAUACCUGCGACUGUCGCUCUCGUCACGCCUGCUGUUGCAAUACUUGAAUCCUAUGUCCGAGGCAUUCCCGUCAGCCUUAUUGCAGACCCCGCUGCUAUCACUUGUCAUGAAUGGUCAGAGCUUCAUGUUGGGAAAAAGGUUGCAGCUCGUGCUGUGGGCAACAUUGAAGAUUCUACCCUCCUUCUGGUCAUCAAGCUGCAGCCACUGUGGCGUAAAGCGUUGCCACGGGCAGUGUUGCCGGAUGCUGCCACACAGACAAUUUCUACGGGACCCGUACUGGCAGCUUCGCUCUUGGUGGAAUGAGUGGUGUGCACUGUGUGCACACAUGUAUUCACUGUGGAAGAUGUAAUUAGUGCUCUUCAUCAGGAUGUGCCUCUUCGAGCCUGCUUUGGUGCCAUUGAGGGUAUUUUGGGGUGUGUGUUUGUUUCUCAUUUUUCAUAUUUUUAUUCUUUCUGGAGCACUAAACGAUAUGCAGAAAGGGUUUAAUAGAAAUCUGUCUAUUGUGGUUCUGUAUUUUUUGUUUAAGUCAUUGUCAUUUUUUUAAUAAAUGUGGCUGUGUGUCUGGCUGCGAUCCAAAACGA